Pieris napi is the source of this 1745-nucleotide messenger RNA. RefSeq names its product zinc finger protein 652-like. Gene Ontology annotation, cellular component: nucleus. The transcript is spliced from 6 exons. The coding region runs from base 173 to 1411 and encodes 412 amino acids. Lineage: Eukaryota; Metazoa; Arthropoda; Insecta; Lepidoptera; Pieridae. The record is from RefSeq and is a predicted model, not a curated record. Gene Ontology annotation, biological process: regulation of transcription by RNA polymerase II. Gene Ontology annotation, molecular function: zinc ion binding; RNA polymerase II cis-regulatory region sequence-specific DNA binding; DNA-binding transcription factor activity, RNA polymerase II-specific.
GGUCUUGGUCUGCGGUUGUAGACGCUAGCCACUAACAGAACUUUAUUUAUAUGUCAAAUGUCAAUUUAAGUUUUAAGUACCUACUAGUUCUUAGAAUGUUAAGAAAUAUUUUUAACAAAAACAAAUCAUAAUAAUACCGCUAUGUAACACAAAUGUAAAAUAAAAUAUUAAAAUGGUAUCUAAAGAAGUUAGUACCUGGAUGAUUGCGAAAGACUUGUGUAGAUGCUGUCAUGCUGAAGGAGAUUUUUUCAAUUUGGCGACGCCUAAUACAUUUAAAGAUCGAGAAGAAAUAUACUCCGAUAUGUUAAGAACCUGUUUUGAUAUAGAGAUUGAUCCUGUGCCAGGAGGUCUCUGUAUUCCAACAUACUCAAUAUGUUCAAAAUGUGUUGUGAAGUUACGGGAAGCAAUUAUUUUCAAAGAGCAAGUGUUAAAAUGUGAAGAGAAAUUCUAUGAAUUAUUAACAUCUUCAUCAAUUGCUGUGUCGACCCAAAUUAAAAAGGAACCUGAAAUGGAUAGCGAAGAUUACAAUGAUGAUAUGGAUGAUGAUUUAGAUGAUGAAAUGGAUGAUUAUAUAGAUGAUAUGGACAAUGACACGGACACAAUUGACACAGAUUUAAAACUCGAACCAGGGGAACAUCAGAUUGAAGUACACCUAAAAAGACCACUUAGAUCAAGAAUUCAAAAGACAACGGAAGUGACGAAGAUUAAAGCAGCGCAGGAGCCAAAACCAAAGCCGAAGCCGAAACCGAAAAAGCCGCCGAAAGAAAAGACAGUGAAAAAUGAAGAGAAGAAAGUGAAGAAGGAAAAAAAGAAAGAAGAUAACACAGAGAGAAAAGGCACGAAGCCAAAGUUCUCCCUCCGGCCGGGCGAUUUUACAUACACUAAUGGGACCUAUACCUGCACCCUGUGCGACACCCCAUACAGCGCAAUCCAAUCCUUGAGGUAUCACAUCCGCUCGAAACACUACAAGCUACCGAAAUAUAAAUGCCAAUAUUGCGACCAGGAGUUUAUGACGCUACCACCAUUUGUGGUGCACAAACUGAACGAUCAUAAUGUUGAUGAGCGGUACGAGUGUACCGCAUGCCAGACUAAGUUCAACGCGCCGAGUCAGUUACGGAAGCAUAUAAAUGGGUUUCACAUGUUGGGGGAGAAAUAUAAGUGCGAUUCGUGUGAUUAUGAGACGUUCAGUUUCGAAACGUUGUAUAAACACAAGUUUAAACAUAAGACGGUGAAGGACUACCAUUGUAGGUUUUGUAAGAAGGCGUUCUUGAGGAAGGCAACGUUGGAGCUACAUGAGAGGAUACACACGGGGGACAGAAGGAAAGUCUGUAAAAUAUGUGGGCAAGCGUUUGUUCAGAAGGCCAGUUUAAAUUAUCACAUGACGAAGUAUCAUCCGAAUGUGAACUUUUAGAAUAAUUUAACUAGCAAAUUAUUUGUACAUCGUAGGCGGUUGUCGUGAGAUUUGAAUACACAAUUUUAUUAAACGUAUCAAAGAAAUAACAAUAUGAACAAGACAUCACGGAGUUGACAAAAUGUUUUGACAGUAGUCACAUCACAAUAUUAUACAUCAUUUAGUUAUUUAUUUCUUUAAUUAAAUACAUCACAAUGUCAACUAACUAUUAUUCCAUAAGUAGAUAAAAGAAACCAAUCGCAAUAUCAUAUAGAAUUAAUUAAAAUUAAAAACUUGAUGGUUCUAUAAAAAAUGAAGUUAUAAUGUCAUAAGUAACUUUAUAUAUUUUGAGGGU